AUGUGCUUCAACCCAAACGUACAUUUUCAGUAUGGAGGUUCCUAUUCACGAGGCGAGGAGGGGCUGCAAUGGGUAACAAGAAAUCCAUCACACGCCAUAUCGUUUAAGACAUCAUCUGUGGCCGAGAUAACAUACUCGGAUUUAGUGGAUAAGAUAUUGAAGAAGAUUGCGGUUGUUGGAGCUAAUCCGGAGCUGAAACUGAGUUACAUUCCAUUGGUUAAUAAACCUGUGAUAGAGUCAUAUAUAUUCGAUGAUGAUGACUUAUAUGCUUAUCUGACGACAUUGGAUAAAGAGGGAUUUAGGUCUGUGAUGCAUGUGGAGGUAAUGAAAGGUUUGGAAACAAACAAGAGGAGGGAGCAUACUUCCAGAACAGAGGCAGUAAGUUCAUAUGGUUUGAAUUAUGAAGACCCGGUUGAAAAUGAUGGUGAUUUGCGGAAUUCUGGUAUGCUUACAAUUUAUAGAGCGCGUGGAGAAGGAGAAGAAGAACAUAGGGCGCCAAUCAUUGAAGAGGUGGUCUCUGAUGGUAACGAAAAUGGCGAAAAUGGCGUGUGUUGUGAAUCUAAUGGUUUGGAUAACCAUGCUAGAUAUUAUGACCUGCCACGCUCUGCAGAAGAAAGACAGUACGUAACUGAAUGGGAUGAUGGUACGGGUCUUGAAAUAGGUCAAGAGUUUUGUUCUAGGGAGGCAUUGCAAGAUUUGGUCGACCGAGCUUCAAAUAAAAACUGUUUUGGAUUCCUUACUUAUAAGUCGGAUCUAGGCCGACUUAUUCUUGAAUGUCGUCAAAAGAGUAUUGGGUGUAAGUGGUAUUUACGAGCUACAAACAUUAAGGGAUCAAGUUUAUUCGCUAUUAGAGUGUACAGGAAGAUGCAUACAUGCUCUCGGGCUGCGCAGAGUAGCAGCACUAAUAGAAGGAGAGGUACCCCACGAUUAGUAGCAUCUGUUCUUCAUGAAGACUAUCCUGGUCAAUUCGACACCCCAGCUCCGAAAAAUAUUGUUGGUCUCGUUCAACGCAGAGUUGGUUUGAGUGUGUCUUACUCCACGGCCUUGAGAGGAAAACGCCUGGCUGUUAAUGAUGUGCGAGGCAAUCCUGAGGAAGGGUAUAUGAUGUUGUACUCUUAUUUGUACAUGCUGGAGAAGGUAAAUCCUGGGUCAGUGACAAGUGUUAAAUUGGAUAUCUUGGGACAGUUCCAGUACUUGUUCAUUGCCUUGGGAGCUAGCAUAGAAGGGUUUAGAUCGAUGAGGAAAGUGAUAGUUGUGGACUCAACCUUUCUGAAGACUGUUUAUGGUGGACAGCUUGUGUUUGCCUCAGCACAGGACCCUAAUCAUCAUCAUUACCCUAUUGUGUUUGGUGUGAUUGAUGGUGAGAAUCAUGCUAGUUGGAGCUGGUUUCUUGGAAAGCUGAAAACGGUUAUACCGGAUGAUCACGAAUUGGUUUUUAUGAGUGACAAGGCAUAA
Molecule: messenger RNA, 1455 nt
Organism: Microthlaspi erraticum
Lineage: Eukaryota; Viridiplantae; Streptophyta; Magnoliopsida; Brassicales; Brassicaceae
Source: the annotation of a GenBank genome assembly